This is a messenger RNA of Metarhizium acridum CQMa 102, 846 nucleotides long. RefSeq names its product putative secondary metabolism biosynthetic enzyme. Gene Ontology annotation, biological process: phosphatidic acid biosynthetic process; triglyceride catabolic process. Gene Ontology annotation, molecular function: acylglycerone-phosphate reductase (NADP+) activity; triacylglycerol lipase activity. Lineage: Eukaryota; Fungi; Ascomycota; Sordariomycetes; Hypocreales; Clavicipitaceae. The record is from RefSeq and is a predicted model, not a curated record. Gene Ontology annotation, cellular component: lipid droplet; endoplasmic reticulum.
AUGACGGUUCGGAAAAUGCGCGUCCUCGUGACUGGAUGCAGCACCGGAGGCUUAGGCUUCGCCCUCGCUAAAGCCUUUCGUGAUCAAGGCUUCUACGUACUGGCAACCGUGCGGGACGUUGGCAAGGCUGGCGCCCUCUCAGAAGAGAGAGAUAUCAAGGUCCUUGGCCUUGACGUGACCUCGGCCGACUCGAUAUCGUCCUGUCUAGCCCUGGUACGCAAAACGACAGGCGGACAGCUCGAUGUCCUGGUGAAUAACGCCGGCGCAGCCGUAUUCGGGCCACUGGUUCAUGCGUCAAUUGAGGAGGGCAAGGCGGCCUACGAUGUAAAUGUUUGGGGACUUUUGGGUGUGAGCCAGGCCUUUGCGCCUCUGCUCAUUGAAUCCAAGGGUGUCAUCCUGAAUAUUUCGUCGAUUGCCGGCGCGGUGCCGCUUGCGUGGCAAGGAUUGUACAAUAGUUCGAAAGCCGCAGCGACCUUCAUCUCUGAAACGCUGAAAAUUGAACUAGCACCAUUGGGAGUCCGAGUUGUAACUGCCAUGGUCGGCGCGAUAGGCACGCAGCUCUACAACGGUCACGAGGUCUCCCUGCCUCCAGACUCGUACUACAAGCCCAUCGAGCAAAUCAUUAAGAAGCAAUCGCGGGGCGAAAUGCAAGCACCCUUCAGUGAACCCGUCGAUGUCACUGCGCGCAAUCUUGUCAAGGACACGUUGCGAGGACGCCGCGGGCAGAUUUGGCGCGGCGGAGAGGCUGGUAGAGCCAGCGUUCUCUCGUGGCUACUGCCUACUAAGCUGAGGGAGAAAAUUCUCCACGCAGAGAGGGGGCUUUAUCAGUUAAAGUAUGAGAGAUAG